Paralichthys olivaceus (Japanese flounder) is the source of this 4701-nucleotide messenger RNA. The record is from RefSeq and is a predicted model, not a curated record. NCBI's taxonomy places the organism in Eukaryota, Metazoa, Chordata, Actinopteri, Pleuronectiformes, Paralichthyidae.
GCAGUCAGCGUGAGUGUGCGUGUGAGUGGGGAGGAGGAGGAGGAGUGAACACAGGAACUACCACAGCAGAUCUCUGAGCUUCUUCAUCUCCCACGCUGCACUUUUUAAAAAAGCUCUCCCUCUCGGCCAUUUUUUCCUGCAACUUCUUCUCUGCAAACUGUUCGUCUGCCUCUCCUCCUCCUUGUAUCGGGUGUGGCCGGGUCGGUGUGAGUCAGCAGGAACCGAAGGCGACCAUGGCCUUCCUUGGGAGCGCAGCUCGGCGGUUGGUGUUGGCAGCACGCCCCCCUCUCUCUCCUCUGUGCCGGACGAGUGCUCGGUCCUACAGCUCAACACCCACCCAGGAAAAAAGUGUCCCCUACGAGAAGACGCUCCAACAGAAGGAUGGAUCGUCCUCUGGACCCACUAAACCUCUGCCCAGGUCAGCGGACGCGGUGGUGAUCGGAGGAGGCAGCCUGGGCUGUCAGACCAUCUACCACCUGGCUAAAAUGGGACUGACCAAUGUAGUCCUGCUGGAGAGAGACAGACUGACCGCGGGCACCACCUGGCACACUGCAGGCCUGCUGUGGCAGCUCCGUCCCAGUGACGUUGAGGUGGAGCUCCUGGCCCACACCAGGAACGUGAUCAGCAAAGACCUGGAAGAGGAGACGGGCCUCCACACCGGAUGGAUCCAGAAUGGAGGACUCUUCAUCGCCUCCAACAAGCAGAGACUGGACGAGUACAAGCGCCUCAUGUCGCUGGGUAAAGUUUAUGGUAUUGAGUCCCACGUGCUGUCACCUGCUGAGACCAAGGACCUGUAUCCUCUGAUGAACGUCGAUGAUCUGUAUGGAACCCUGUAUGUACCAAAAGACGGCACCAUGGACCCAGCCGGCACCUGCACCACCCUGGCCAGAGCUGCCUCCGCCAGGGGAGCCAAGGUGAUUGAGAACUGCCCUGUGACUGGAAUCACCGUGCGCACAGAUGACUUAGGGGUGAAGAGGGUGAAGGCGGUGGAGACCCCUCACGGGACAAUUGAAACACCUUGUGUAGUGAACUGUGCAGGUGUGUGGGCUACCAAGCUGGGGGAAAUGGCCGGAGUCAAGGUGCCUCUCAUAGCGAUGCAUCAUGCCUAUGUGGUGACGGAGAGAAUUGAAGGCAUACAGAACAUGCCAAAUGUCAGGGACCAUGAUGCAUCUGUGUACCUGCGGCUCCAAGGUGACGCCUUGUCUGUGGGCGGCUACGAACAAAACCCCAUCUUCUGGGACGAGGUGUCUGAUAAGUUCGCCUUCAGUUUGUUUGACCUGGACUGGGAUGUAUUCAUGCAACAUAUCGAGGGUGCGAUUAACAGAGUCCCCAGUUUGGAGCAGACUGGCAUCAAGUCCACUGUCUGUGGACCAGAAUCAUUCACAGCCGACCAUAAGCCGUUGAUGGGAGAAGCACCAGAGGUCAGAGGUUUCUUCCUGGGAUGCGGUUUCAACAGUGCGGGUAUGAUGCUGGGAGGAGGCUGUGGUCGAGAGCUGGCUCACUGGAUCAUACACGGCCGCCCUGAGAAGGACAUGUAUGGAUACGACAUCAGGCGUUUCCACAACUCACUUACGGACAACGCUUCCUGGAUCAGAGAGAGGAGCCACGAGUCGUACGCUAAAAACUACUCUGUGGUGUUCCCCUUUGAUGAGCCGCUGGCCAGUCGAAACAUGAGGAAAGACCCUUUCCAUCAGGUGCUGAUGGAGCAGGGCUGUGUGUUCCAGGAGAGACAUGGCUGGGAGAGACCUGGCUGGUUCAACAAAGAUGGGCCUGCCCCUGUUAAAGACUAUGAUUACUAUGGAGCUUAUGACAUUCAGAGGAAUGUGAACUACAAAUACAACGAUUUGUUGGGCAAAGAGUACACCUUCAACUUCCCUCCACACCAUGACGUGAUUAAGAGCGAGUGCCUCUCAUGUAGACACGGUGUGGCUGUGUUUGACAUGUCCUACUUUGGAAAGUUUUAUCUCACCGGACCAGAUGCCAAGAAGGCGGCUGAUUGGCUGUUCACUGCUGAUGUCAACAAGAAACCAGGCUCCACCGUGUAUACCUGCAUGCUGAAUAAGAGAGGAGGGGCGGAGGCUGACCUGACAGUGAGCAGACUGGAGCCUGGUGCCGCCAUGCUGCCCCUGGCACCAGAAUCCAACGGUGAGAAAGUUCGAGAGGUACUUCAGGAGGUGCUGGACGCAGACCUGAGCAACGAAAGUUUCCCCUUCUCUACCCACAAGGUUGUAAACGCAGCAGGACAUCAGGUGCGAGCUAUGCGUCUGUCGUUUGUCGGGGAGCUCGGCUGGGAGCUGCACAUUCCCAAAGACUCUUGCCUUCCGGUCUACCAUGCUGUCAUGGCUGCUGGUGCAAAGCACGGCAUCAUCAACUCGGGCUACAGGGCCAUCGACUCGCUCAGCAUAGAGAAAGGUUACAGACAUUGGCACGCUGACCUCCGCCCGGAUGACACCCCCUUGGAGGCGGGGCUAGCCUUCACCUGCAAACUGAAGAGUUCGAUCCCGUUCCUGGGUCGCGAUAGGCUGGAGAUACAGAAGCAGGAGGGGCUGAGGAGGCGCAUUGUCUGCUUCACCAUUGACGAGAAAGUACCAAUGUUCGGUCUGGAGGCCGUGUUCCGUAAUGGAGUUCCUGUCGGUCACCUAAGGCGUUCUGAUUACGGUUUCUUUAUCGACAAAACUAUUGGUUAUGGAUAUAUCCGCAACCCUGAUGGAGGAGUGGUCAGUGCUGAUUUCAUAAAGAGCGGCGACUUCACCCUGGAGAGGAUGGGAGUGACGUACAAGGCCAAGGCCCACCUCAAAACUCCAUUUGACCCUGAGAAUAAACGAAUCAAGGGCGUCUAUGCUUGAGGACCACAAAUGAAAAAAAACAAACUGAAACAAACACAUUCUGCUCGGAGGCUGAGAGAGGAGCAGCUGAUUUUUCUCUUUUCUUUCAUGGAUGGUCUCAAAUCUGUAUCGAGAUGUUGAAGAGGAUCUGAUUUGAGUCUGUUAUGUCGGAGUGGUUUUUUGUGUUAAAGGUGAUUUAAGGUCUCAGCUCCAGAUUAUUGAUGCCCACUCUGGAUUUGCGAGUUCUCUGGUGAACAUGACGAAGGUAAAUAUUUCUUGUUGUCUCCUGCAAUCAAGAAGCUAGCACAGUGGUAAUUCAGAUUCACUCCUAUGAUUAUACUGUAGGUGCAAUUGUAAAGUUUAACAUGAACUUCAAACAUCUGCUGGCUUUGUGACUAUAUCACAGCUAGAAGGGCUGAAAGUGACACACGCAGGUUGGAAGUGCUAGAUUUCUGCACAUGCCCACAGUCUUGCUUACCUUGGAAAAACUUAUUGUAGUAAAAUAAUGAGAAGGCUUCAUGAAAUAUUGACUAAGCAAGACUUUUCCAGAUUAAUGGUAUCAGGGUCACAUAUUGUGUGUAACAGCACAGUUAAAGGUCCAGUGUGUAAGAUUUAGGUGAAAGGGAACUAUUGGCAGAAAUUGAAUGUAGAAUAAUCCUCAUGAUGUUUUCACUAGUUCAUUUCAUUUAAAAAUGGUAUGAAUUGUAGUUUUCUUUACCCCAGAAAAGGUCCUUUAUAUUUUAAUACGUUAUAUUUACAUCGAGGGGACCCUCUCUACAGAGGCUGCCAUUUUUACAGUAGUCCAGACUGGACAAACUAAACACCUUUUGAGUUUUUAUCACAACUGAAGCUACCACAGGUUCUUUUUCAWGUUUGGAARGAGAGGGUGRGGWGAGGGGURUUCAGCUGCAACAUGCAAUUUCAAAACUAGAUAUCACAAAAUUCUACACACUAUUUUACCUAUAUAUAUAUAUAUAUAUAUAUAUAUAGAGAGAGAGAGAGAGAGAGAGAGAGAGAGCACAACAGUAUCUAAAACAUUGCUGUACAUUGAGGCUCCAGAACCAUUGUCUUCCUCUUCUCCAGAAGCAAUGUUGGAAAACCUUAGCUAGUGCACAUGUCUGAGUCCAAAUUCUGAGAAAGUUUGUCUUUAUUUUGAGGACGGUUCUCAUUUUAAAAACAACAUUUGUGCAUGUGUGUGUGUGUCAAACUCAGGCUGUUGAUUCUAUUUUCUGUUUAUUAUGGUGCUGUAAUCUUGUCAUGUAUUUUUCCUGUGAGACCAUAUUGUACUACAUUAAGGAAUACAAUACAAAGUAUUCCCAAACUACACAGUUGCCCCGCAGGUGUCUGGAGUGAAUUACAAUGACUGAUGUUAGUGCUGAUAAUAAUGACUGAACAGAGUUUUACUCAUGUGGUGUCUAAAUGUGAGUGUUCAUCAGAGGUGGAGGAGAAGGUGGAGAGAAACAUCCUGAGGCACAGAGCGUAACAACCAGGGACUAAACACAGCUGAGGAAGAAUGAUGACAGGAAAAAACUUCAGUUAACAAGAAGCAGCUGUUGAUGGUAACUUGCUUUUUGAGAAUUUGCAUUGACUAUUGAUGUGUUAAAGAAAUCCCCUUUGUCUUACUUUUCUGUUAAAGUCAAACCUAAUAUUUUGUGUGUCUGCUUCACAGUGAUCUCUGUAAACAGAGUCUAUACAGGCUGUGGGAUGAGAUUUUGAGGCAGGAAGUCUUCUGGUUUCUGUGUCUAGUUCGUCCAGCAGGCUUGAAUCCGCUUUUUAAGUUACCUGCUUUCAUAUGCAGGUAUAGCUAUUAAUUGAAAUGAGCCAAAAUGUCAUCCGGACCUAAAACACCUACAGAAAGUAUCUCUGUAUGUGUUUU